Messenger RNA from Tribolium castaneum (red flour beetle), 1837 nucleotides. Its product is annotated as beta-1,3-galactosyltransferase 5. Gene Ontology annotation, molecular function: hexosyltransferase activity. The transcript has 2 exons. NCBI's taxonomy places the organism in Eukaryota, Metazoa, Arthropoda, Insecta, Coleoptera, Tenebrionidae. The record is from RefSeq and is a predicted model, not a curated record. Bases 190 to 1218 code for a protein of 342 amino acids. Gene Ontology annotation, cellular component: Golgi membrane.
CUGCGUCGAACAAAUCGAUAUUUUCCAGCAUCUCUGUCAGGUAGUGCAGUUGAGAGAGCGGCUUGGCAAGACCUAGUUGACAUCGCUGAGAUGAGGCAUAAAUAUUAGUAAAAAGUGCGCCCAAAGUGUGAACAUAACUCGGAUGCCAUAAUAUUGCAAAGAUGGAUAAAUGCCCAGCACGUCCUGAAGAUGCUCGAAAAUAAGAAACCCUGGCUGGUUGCAAUCUACGCCGUGAUUUUCUUCGUGAUCUGCAUCACACUGUGGCAGAGUCUGCCGAGCAAUUCGGGCCACGUGGCCAAAGUUGCCCCCUACACCCUCCACACCUCCAACACGUCAGGGUACUUGUACCCCGUUCAAACCCUCCCUCAGGAUGAUUACCACCAGCUCAUCAAUCUCAAAAAUUUCACUUUUGCCGUUUUUAAUGCACCUUGCAAUGACUCGAACCCGCUUCUCCUGGUUCUGGUUCAUUCCGCUCCGAGGAAUUUCGAGACCAGGAUGGCGGUCAGGACCACCUGGGGCAGGAACAGUUUACAAGUGAAGGUUUUGUUUAUGCUUGGUUUGGUGAAAAGCCACCGGUUGAAAGUUCAGAUUGAGAAGGAGAAUGAAGAGUUUGGGGAUUUGGUUCAAGGUUCGUUCCUCGACACGUACAGAAAUAUGACUUACAAGCACGUCAUGGUGUUCAAAUACGCCAUCUAUCACUGUCCACAAGCGAAAUACAUUCUCAAGACUGACGACGACGUGUUCGUGAACAUGCCCCUCAUGUUGAACUUUCUGACGGCGGAUUUGUCGCCGUUUGGCGGCUCCCGGAUGAUUUUUUGCACUUUGAGGGAGAAAAGUCCGGUGGUGAGGAGUUGGAGGUCCAAGUGGAGAGUCUCCUUCAGGGAGUAUGCGGCCAAGACGUACCCUCCCUAUUGCCCUGGCUGGGCUGUUCUGUACUCCCCAGACGUAGUUUUCGACUUGUACAGAGAGGCCCAAAAAACUGACUACUUCUGGAUCGAUGAUGUCCAUAUCACUGGAACUCUUAUCGAGAAAAUCCGCUUAAAACACGUCGAUGUUGACGAUUUGGUGCUGAAUCGCAACGCACUUUAUCAGCCGGAAAAGGACAGAGGGCCGUUUCUGUUCGGGCCCCCGAACAUGGACGAUGAGGAGAUUAAGGCCCUUUGGGAGUACGUGGAAGAGCACGAGAAUCGUGUCUCGCUCCUUAAAUAUAUCACGUAAAAGUAUUACCUCGUUGGAUAAUCAAAACUUUCGACAGAUGCAAGACUGUCCUAUAGGUACUAGAAAUUUAAGACUGUCAGACAAACGGCCAAAGUAGCAAAUUUAGAAUCUAGUUGAAGUGCCUAUGGUUCUUGAAUUCGUGCAAUACGAAUAGUAUUAUUGUUAUACCGUGUGAUUCAAGAAAUUUGUACGGGGGACCGAGUGUUGCACGCCCUCUGGUGUGCCUCCUAUCAUUUAGUCCUCCGUGGUUACAACUUACAUGAUAUGUCGCAGGGGUCCAUGUAAUUAGUACCUAAUUAGUCGAUCGAAAUAGUCUGAGAGUGGACGGUGUGUUUUGUAAGUCUGAGUGGAAGCUAGGGGUGUUUUCAGUACAAAUAAAUAAUUUUGUUGUGUUGUUUGAAAUCCUAUCACGUUUGUUAUUAUUGCAGAGAUGAGACAAUUAUUAGUCAAGUAGCAUAUUUUAUUAUUGGAAUUAUAUCACAUAGGGUUAUAUUCAGAAUUUCGAAAGUCUUGUUGAGAAUUUGAUUGAAUUUAAAAUGUUAUUUACUAGUAUUGUACUAUGUACCUACUCAACAUAUUUAAAACGUGCCAAGUUCAAAAUUAAAUGCAAUUGAUUAUU